This is a messenger RNA of Bursaphelenchus okinawaensis, 448 nucleotides long. NCBI's taxonomy places the organism in Eukaryota, Metazoa, Nematoda, Chromadorea, Rhabditida, Aphelenchoididae. The record is from the annotation of a GenBank genome assembly.
AUGGACAAAUACUUCAGCGCAGAGAUAGCCGAAUUGAACGAUCAACCGGUUGGACAAGAACGAUCAGCCCUCACACAAGUGCAGUCCGAUUUGAACACUUUGAGAAACAAGAACUCGGAUCUCAUGGAGCAUUUAAAGCAAGCCCAAUCGAGAAUCAUCGCUGCUAUACAUAUGAUAGAUCCUACUCAAGCUGUCAGUCCAUUCGAUUCAAGUAAUUUUUGCCGUAACGUCAAAGUAGUGUUCCCUUUUCAAAGCCGGACCAAGUUUCAAAAACGAACUCCAGACGCAGUGACUAUUGACGAAUCUUUUCAAUUGCCGGAUUUAAACAGUUUCAAAUCGAAAAACGGCUAUAAUAUAUAAUUUAUGUAUCUUUCUCCACAAUUUAAUCAUAAAAAAUGUAAAAUCUUUUACCAGUGUAAUUUUUUAAAAUUGUUUAACUUUAGCUUGA